Molecule: messenger RNA, 1584 nt
Organism: Fusarium keratoplasticum
Lineage: Eukaryota; Fungi; Ascomycota; Sordariomycetes; Hypocreales; Nectriaceae
Product: Carboxylic ester hydrolase
Exons: 1
Coding region: 1-1584 (527 amino acids)
Source: RefSeq, a predicted model, not a curated record
AUGAAUCUCUCUUCUCUUCUCUUCCCCUCUUUGUUGCAGGGAUCCCAGGUGUUCUCUGAAACCGGUGUCGACUUUGCUACCAGGUGCGCCGAUUUCGCGACCUCACUUCAACUGCCAGACACAAAAGUUUGGUUCACCGAGCAUGUAUCGCCUGGCACCAAAAUCACCUUCUCAGAUAACCAUGAAACCUGUCGGCGACCUGAGCAGGUAGUCGACGUUGAGUUAUGCCGCGUCGCCAUGUCGGUUGCCACAUCUCCCAUCUCGAAUAUCAGCUUUGAGGCUUGGCUUCCUUCCAACUGGACAGGUCGGUUUUUAAGCACCGGCAAUGGGGGCAUGUCUGGAUGUAUCCAAUAUGAGGACAUAGCCUACGGAGUAGGACUCGGUUUCGCAACUGUCGGUGCGAACAACGGUCUCAAUGGUACAUCGGCCCUUCCCAUGUUUCACCACCCAGAGGUGGUAGAGGACUACGCCUAUCGCUCCGCGCACACCGGCGUUGUCGUUGGAAAGCAGGUCACCAAGCAGUUUUAUGGUAAAGACCACACCAAGUCUUACUAUCUGGGAUGCUCCACUGGCGGGCGACAAGGAUUCAAAGAAGCCCAAGAUUUUCCGGAGGAUUUCGAUGGCAUCGUUGCUGGAGCUCCAGCAUUCGCUUUUGGAGGUCUCAUGUCUCGUUCUGCGAGCUUUUGGGCUAUCGACGGCCCUCCUGGUUCUCCUUCAUAUCUCAGUCUCGAUGAUUGGGACAUGGUUCACAAGGAUGUGCUCACGCAGUGUGAUCGUCUGGAUGGAGUUGAAGAUGGCGUCAUUGAGGACCCCAACCUUUGCCAAUAUCGUCCGGAAUCUCUCAUUUGCGCGGAGGGACAAACUGAAAAGUGCUUGACUUCGCAUCAGGCUGAGGCUGUUCGACGCAUCUUCUCUCCUCUGUUCGGAUCUGACGGAAACUUCAUCUACCCAAGACUCCAGCCCGGAGGCACCCACGGCUUUCAUUAUGUCGUCAACGACAAUCCGUUCCCCUACUCUACUGAAUGGCUCAGAUAUGUCAUCUACGAGAACGCAGACUGGGAUCCCAGCACAACCAACACGAAAGACUACGAGGCAAUGAUUGAGAAGAACCCAUAUAAUGUCCAGACGUGGAAGGGAGAUCUCUCAGGGAUUAGGAACCGUGGGGCCAAGAUUCUUCACUACCAUGGUCUUCAAGAUGGCAUGAUCAGCAGCGAAAUCUCGCAGAUUUAUUACGACUACGUCUCGCGGACAAUGGGCCUCAGCAACACUGAGUUAGACAAGUUCUAUAGGUUCUUCCGUAUUAGCGGAUGCGGACACUGCGCUUGGGGCGAUGGAGCCUCGCAUAUCGGAUCGAAGCUGAUCAACCUCGGUGGACUGGAUCCUGAGAGCAACCUGCUCCUUGCUAUCGUGAGAUGGGUCGAAGAGGGUAUUCCGCCUGAGACCAUCAUGGGAUAUCGAUACGUGGAUGGAGAGCGAGAGAAGGGAGUUGAUUACAAGAGGAGGCACUGCCGAUAUCCUUACAGGAAUGUCUGGGAUCGUGUGGGUGAUGCGAAGGAUCCAGACAGUUGGAGCUGUCAACUGUAA